AUGGAGAGUUUGCGACAAGCGCAAGAGUCGGCGGCAGAGAGUGUGUCGCGUCAGGCGAAGGGAGUGAUGGAUGCGGCGCGGAAGUUGAUGGGUGGCGAGCAUUCGGCUGGUGCUGAGCAUUCGGCUGGCGCUGAGACCACACUUGGUGUGCCGGCGGGAGUGAAGGAGAGUGUGCACGUCGCGGCGUCGCCUGCGGGGCCGUCGUUGGCGCAGUCGGUAAUGUCGGGAUUGAAGCACGCGGCGGAGGCGGGUGCUAAGGGACUGGGUGUAGCAGCACGGAAGGCGGAAUCAACGGGAGCGGACGCGGCACAGGACAUCCAAUUUGGUGCCAAAGAGUUGUGGAAAAACACACAUGACUCGUACGCCAAGGGCGGACUGCUCCAUGACGCUAAAGCUGUGCUACGGGACGGUGCCAAGGCAGCCCAACACUUGGCCACGGAUGCACGACAUGCUGCCCAGGGGGCUGCCCGUGAGGCACAACACUUGGCAGCACCAGCUGAACGUAAACUUGCUCAGGGAGUACACGCCGCCACAGACAAGAACACCUUCGCAGGACUGCUGCACAACGCAAAGGGCGCACUCGCACAAGGACAAGAAAAAGCGCAAAGCGUACUCAACUCAGCCAAAGAAGCCGUACAGUCCACAGCCAAAGCUGCACUCAACACACAGGACGAGCCACACGAUCUUCCCAACUUCGAACAACGCAUCGUCGACCGCUCCUAA
Messenger RNA from Gregarina niphandrodes, 723 nucleotides. RefSeq lists its product as hypothetical. The coding region runs from base 1 to 723 and encodes 240 amino acids. NCBI's taxonomy places the organism in Eukaryota, Apicomplexa, Conoidasida, Eugregarinorida, Gregarinidae. The record is from RefSeq and is a predicted model, not a curated record. The transcript has a single exon.